AUGAAUGUGCCAUCGUACUAUAAUUAUACAGAGCCGUAUAAAAUUUUCAACCAACCGAACGAAAAGAAAAGAAAUACGACGGAAUCACAAAAUCAACAGCCGCCAUUGGUUCUUAAAUCUGUAGGUUUGACUGAUGUCCAGGAUCUUAUUCAUCUUGCAGGUCCUCUAACAGAGGAUGCUGUUAUGAAAUGUCUUCAGGCCAGAUUUUGCGUUUCACAAUAUUUCACCAACGUAGGAUCAAUUUUGCUGUCAGUAAAUCCUUACAUGGAUGUAGGAAAUCCUUUAACGUUGACAAGCACAAGAAAUAAAGUAUUAGGCGAUAGACUUUUACACGUUGUUAAAGAAGCUGUCAAUCAGCAAUCUGAAACUGGUUAUCCUCAAGCCAUAAUACUCUCAGGAUGUAGCGGCUCUGGAAAAACGUACACAUCAAUGCUCCUCCUUCGGCAGCUCUUUGAAAUAGCAGGUGGUGGUCCGGAAACGGAUGCGUUUAAACAUUUGGCUGCAGCUUUUACGGUUCUUCGAUCUCUGGGUAGUGCAAAAACUGCUUCCAGUUCAGAAGCCAGUAGAAUUGGUCAAUUCAUAGAAGUUCAAGUGACUGAUGGUGCCUUAUACAGAACGAAAAUUCAUUGUUACUUUUUAGAUCAAACUAGAGUAAUAAAGCAACCUCCGACAGAAAAAAAUUAUCACAUCUUUUAUCAAAUGCUCGCGGGUUUGACUCCAGAAGAGCGAACUAAACUUACUCUAGAAGGGUAUACAGUACAAAAUUUAAGGUAUUUACAACAAGGAGACUUAUGUCAAGAUACAGCGGAAGACGCUGCAAGAUUUCAAGCUUGGAAAACUUGUUUAGGUAUUUUAGGAAUACCAUUCGUGGACGUUGUUCGUGUUUUGGCAGCUGUUUUACUUCUUGGAAAUAUAGCAUUUGUCGAUAGUGGAGGAAGAGAAGUUGACGUGUACGGAGAUGCAGAACUUAAAUGCCGUAGCUGGUUUACUCGGAGUAUCUCCUCAGGCUUUAUUCCGGGGUCUUACAUCAGAACUCAUAAUACUCUGGGACAAGUUGUCAAAUCAUUCUGCGAUGCCAAUAUUUCUAACAUGACGAGAGACUCUCUUGCCAAAGCCCUUUACUGCCGAACGGUGGCCACCAUAGUCAGACGAGCGAAUAGUCUGAAACGACUUGGUUCUACUUUAGGAACUUUAUCAUCGGAUUCUAACGAAUCAGUUCACAAUCAAGCAGACGUAGCUAGCCAACACGCUUCUACUAUUGGUACAUCGGGAUCCAAAAGCUCAAAAUCAAUGGCGGCUCUUAACAAUGCCAUCAGACAUGCCACAGACGGUUUUAUUGGAAUACUAGAUAUGUUCGGUUUUGAAGAUCCAAAGCCGAGUCAAUUAGAACAUCUCUGUAUUAAUCUUUGUGCUGAAACAAUGCAACAUUUUUAUAACACUCAUAUAUUUAAAUCCAGCAUUGAAUCUUGUCGGGAUGAAGGAAUUAGAUGCGACGUAGAAGUUGAUUACGUCGAUAAUGUUCCUUGUAUAGAUCUCAUUUCUUCAUUGAGAACAGGUUUAUUAAGUAUGCUCGAUGUUGAAUGCUCGGUGAGAGGUACGGCAGAAUCGUACUUGUCUAAAAUUCGCGUUCAACACAAGCAGAAUCAAAGGCUUCUAGAAACCAAACAAUUCGGCUUAAGAACUUUUGGUAUUCAACAUUUUGCUGGUAAAGUUGUAUACGAUGCCUCAGAAUUUUUAGAUACCAAUCGUGAUAUUGUCCCAGAUGACCUAAUUGCAGUUUUUCACAAACAAAAUUGCACUUUUGGUUUUGCUACUCAUUUAUUUGGUUCAGAGCUAAAAGCUUUGUAUUCGACUGAAAAAGUACCUAGAGGAGUUAGUUUUAGAAUAUCUCCAACGUCUCACGUGACUGAUAUUUUAAAUGGAGAUGAACCUGUUUCUACGCUAACUCAAGAUUUUCAUACAAGACUUGAUAAUUUAUUACGUACUUUAGUUCAUGCCAGACCACAUUUUGUGAGGUGCAUUCGAAGUAAUGCUGCAGAAGAGCCAAAUGUUUUCGACAGAAAUGUCGUCAUGACACAAAUUCGAUCACUUCAAGUUUUAGAAACUGUUAAUUUGAUGGCUGGCGGAUAUCCGCAUCGAAUGAGGUUUAAAAUAUUUGUUUCUCGCUACAAACUUUUGGCUCCUUCAUGCAGACUCAGAAGAGGUGAAGAUAAAAUUAACGAAGAUAUGAAUACAAUUUUAUCUUGUUUAGUUUUAAGACCAGAGCAAUCAACAUCUCAGGUAUCGACCAGUUGGGCUUUUGGAAAACGACAUAUAUUUUUGAGUGAAGGAGCGCGACAACAACUUGAACAUCUUCGAAGUACAACAAGGCAUCGAUCUGCUGUAAUUAUUCAAGCCAAUUGGCGAGGAUGGUACACCAGAAGAAGAUGGCCUGCACUUCGCCGUUCCCUAGCUUUGCAACUUAAUGCGUGCAAUUUAUCAAACGCCAAAAAUACAAAUCCGGCAAACGCUUCUAACAAUGCAAGUACUAUAAUAACGAAUGCAAAUAAUAAUAGCAUCGGUGCCAACUUAGGUUUGAAACAAAUAAAUAACAAAAAUCGACCCUUGAUCGGCGGUGCUGGAAUUGGCGUAAGACCUCGACCUCAACCAAUUGCUGGUACUCCUCCUCCCGAUCCGACUGAUAAAUGCGACCAGAAAAUGAUUCAGCAAACUUGUACUUUAUUCGGUUUAGAUUUAGAAAGACCACCACCUGUUCCACCUAGUAGGCCAUACACAGUUACAGGAAACAGUAAAUUAGGUUACCCCCAGACAAGAGUAAUGAAAAUGUCUUUUCCGGAAGGUACAAAUGAUCCAGCUCUAAUUCAAGGAGACACGGUUCUUGUUUUGGGUGCAUCUCCAAGGCGUGGACAUCUUUUGGUUGCUCAUAACAAUACCUCAUUGCAUGUUCCUUUUCAAUUUUUAGAAUUGAAACCGUGUCCUUUUAAUAUAUGA
Pediculus humanus corporis (human body louse) is the source of this 2991-nucleotide messenger RNA. Its product is annotated as myosin X, putative. Gene Ontology annotation, biological process: actin filament organization; vesicle transport along actin filament. Gene Ontology annotation, cellular component: cytoplasm; actin cytoskeleton; vesicle. Lineage: Eukaryota; Metazoa; Arthropoda; Insecta; Psocodea; Pediculidae. Gene Ontology annotation, molecular function: cytoskeletal motor activity; actin filament binding; ATP binding. The transcript is spliced from 17 exons. The record is from RefSeq and is a predicted model, not a curated record. The coding region runs from base 1 to 2991 and encodes 996 amino acids.